AUGUCAUUUGCAGUACUCCGAGUUCUUCGGCUCGUGCGAGUGUUCCGGAUAUUUAAACUGAGCAGGCAUUCGGCCGGUCUGCAAAUUCUUGGCAAGACAUUCCGAGCAUCGGUGCAAGAGUUCUGUUUGCUCAUCUUCUUCAUGGCAAUCGCUCUGGUGCUGUUCUCGUCAGGAAUGUAUUUUGCUGAGCAGGGAGAGCCGAAUUCGAAAUUCACCUCAAUACCUGCAUCAUUCUGGUUUGUACUGGUGAGUUUCAAAUGUACCCAUCACCCGAUGGACUUUCAUAGGUCUUUAAUUCACUUCAUUGAAGAAGUGACCUACAUGUGUUCAGCUGCAAAAUCUAAUUCGCAGUAA
Messenger RNA from Cooperia oncophora, 354 nucleotides. The record is from the annotation of a GenBank genome assembly. NCBI's taxonomy places the organism in Eukaryota, Metazoa, Nematoda, Chromadorea, Rhabditida, Trichostrongylidae.